AGGCAGCGCGGCGCACGGCCAGGAUCCCGCGGGGGAAGGGGAAGGGAGAGCGUUCGCCGCGGGAUGCGCGCACGGCUUCCUGACGUACAAAUGCAGAAUGGAGUUUUUGUUCCUUCCCAGGUGCCUAGCUAUCAGUAGCACAGAAAGAUGAGGAGAAGAGCACUAAGGAGGCUGGAAAUGGAAACAGGCUGUAAAACCUGGAAUGCUUGCUCUGCAGGGAGCACUUAGAGUCAAGACAUUGAAGUCUGCUAUGGAUUCUGAAUCAAAGAACAGUUUCAUAGGAAGCUUUCUUCAGCCACCAGAUAUGAUGCUUCCUGAAGCCUUUGUUUAUAUAGAAUCAAAGAAGUUGACAGCUGCUGCUGGUGGCAGGCCUUCUCUCCCAAAUAACCAAGCUGUAGUGGCAGCCCUGAAAGCUCUGCAAGAAAAAAUCUACCGUCUAGAGCUGGAGAAGUCACAGGCUGAAGAUAAACUGUUCAGCCUCUCCAGAGCAGCUGCUCAGUACAAGAAGGUCUUAGAGCACAAAUCCUAUGAGAAGGAUGCAGCACAUCAGGAGCUGAUGCAACAGAGGAAAGAUGCAAGUGUGCGGUUAAAUGCAGCACAAUCCCGCUGCUCCCUGCUGGAGAAACAGCUGGAUUACAUGAGAAAAAUGAUUUCCAGUGCAGAACUGGAAAAGAAAAUGAUUUUAGAACAACAGGCUCAGCUUCAGAAAGAGGAAGAUCAGAACCGGUUGGAACUGCAUGCAAAACUUGAAAAGCUUGAAAUGCUAGAAAAAGAGUGUGUUAAACUUACUGCUACUCAGAGAAUUGCUGAAGACAAGAUCAAACACUUAGAAGAAAAGCUGUGUAAAGAAGAGCAUCAGCAUAAGCUAUUGCAAGAUAAAACUGCUCAGCUUCAAGCAGGAUUUGAUAUAAACAGAAUUUUGAUAUCUUCAGUAGCAUCUCAACAUGAACCUGAAAAGGGAAAUGGGAAGAACAAAAAACCUAGGAAGAGAAAUCCAACAAUGAAGAAAAUGCACCUUUCACAAUUACAUGUAAAGGCUGGUGAACUACCUUUUGUGGCUGGGAAGUCUGUCAGCUCCAGCCAUUCUGUCAGUGCAAACGUACAAAGUGUGUUGCACAUUAUGAAGCAUCGCAAUCCAUGUAUUUCAUCGCGAAGACAAGGAGGAGAUACAGCUGGGAUUUCAGGACACAGUGCACUUUCAAAAUCUCUGUCCUCUUGUUCCACAUCACCCAGGAGCUUUUCAAACCUUCUGUUGGCCUUACAAGAUGAGCUGGGCCAAAUGAGCUCUGAGCAUCAAGAACUUCUGCAGCAGAUACAGGAGACUCAAGACUCCCAAGCUCAUGAAGACCUGGAACGGGAGCUGGAUUGCCUUGUAAAACAAAUGGAGAUGAAAGGAAAACAAAUAUCCAAGCUGAAAAAGCAUCAGGCUACUGUGCAGAAAUUAAAAACUCAGAAAUUGAAGCAAGGGGCAAUUCAUGUCAAACUAAAGUGUGGUGAACAAAAGGAAGCAAAGCAGAUUGCAGUCACUGCAAAGGAAAGUAUGUCUAAUCCUUGUCCUGGGCAGAAAAGCAGAAGUUCUCUUCAGCUGCUAAAAGCUGUGAGGAAACUUCAGCUAUCUCUGAAAAAAGAUGAUGUCAUCUGAGAAGAAUAGUUCUGAAGUUUGCUCUGUUAGAAGUUUUUGAAGUUGUCUGACAUCUAGUAAGUUUUUAGGUACAAAUACCUUUUAAAAAUAAACUGGAUAUCGCAGACGUACAUUCUAAAAUGCCUACUCUCCAGUAGGUCAGGUUGUUCACCUUAGAAUUAACUUUCAUGUAGUGUAGCUAUAAUUCAUCUACACUUCCUUGUAAUAAAGUGAUUUAAUGGACUAAUGAAAUGUUAUUAUUUGUUAACUUGUCAAAUAAAAUUUUAUACUUUUUU
This is a messenger RNA of Cyanistes caeruleus (blue tit), 1917 nucleotides long. It is a transcript of the gene CEP57L1, whose product is annotated as centrosomal protein 57 like 1. Gene Ontology annotation, molecular function: microtubule binding; identical protein binding; gamma-tubulin binding. The record is from RefSeq and is a predicted model, not a curated record. Gene Ontology annotation, cellular component: centrosome. Lineage: Eukaryota; Metazoa; Chordata; Aves; Passeriformes; Paridae.